Drosophila miranda is the source of this 1307-nucleotide messenger RNA. RefSeq lists its product as uncharacterized. The transcript has 3 exons. NCBI's taxonomy places the organism in Eukaryota, Metazoa, Arthropoda, Insecta, Diptera, Drosophilidae. The record is from RefSeq and is a predicted model, not a curated record. The coding region runs from base 45 to 1286 and encodes 413 amino acids.
UGCUGUCGUACAUAACCAGAGUACCAAUUAAGUAGUGAAGCAGCAUGGACAGUUUACCAGAUAUUUGCAAUCUUGGCCACGUGAUCGAGCCCCACCUUUCCGGAGGAAGCCUUCGCAGCUACCAAACCAACAGUCUGACGCAACCGGGCGACAAUUACGGCAGCGUUCUGCUAUCAAUACGCGCUCAGGUGCUUCGCCCAGAUGGAGAGCUUUAUGAAGAGAAUCUGGUGGCCAAAGUCCCACCUACAGAUCCAAAAUUCUGGCAAUUCAUUCAGCCGGAAAGGACUUGUCUCACUGAAAAUGCAGUAUAUAAAAUACUGGCGCCUGCCUUAGCCACACUACAGGAGGAGGCGGGAAUCCCGCAGGCUGCCAACUUUGACGGAUUCGCGCGAUACUACGGCUCACGGACAUCGCUUGAUCCGAGCUGCCAGCUGGUGGACAAGCAUGCCAUAUUGGUAUUGGAAAAUUUGCGAAGCAGCCACUACGUCCCAGGCCAGAGGCUGCAGCCCUACGAUCUAUCUCACACAUUGAUGGCGCUUACAUACAUGGCCCAGUUUCAUGCGCUUCCUCUUGCAUUGCGGCUACUGAAGCCACAUUUAUUCCAGGAGCAGAUUAAACCUUUCUUCGACAAAUUCGAUUGGCAUGCGGCGGCGCCAGAGUCGAAGGCCAUAAUGAAAGCGGAGACACUAGAAGACAUACGAAAAGCGACCAACAAUAACGAGGAGUUGAUAUCCCGCGUUAAGCAAUUGUCAGACGAGUUCUUCGACUUCCUUGCAGCUCCCUCAAACAUGCCGGAUGGACAAUUCACUAGUAUAAUCCACUCGGACUUCUGGAUUAACAAUCUGAUGUUCCAAUACGGCCCCUCUGGCACGCCCACUCACUUGAAAAUAAUCGACUUUCAAACAGCACAAUACGAUUCCGUUGUGCAUGACAUAAUCUCGUUUCUGUUAUCAAGCGUUGAUAUGCCUAUCUUGGAGCUACACUUCGAACACAUGUUGGAGGUCUACUACAAGGAAUUUAUAAGCUGUCUGGAUCGAGUGGGGGCAGAGGUAUCAGGAUACAGCUACGAAGCAUUUCGGGCGGAGGUGAAACGUGUUGCUUACAUCCAGGUGCCCCAUGCCAUAUUCAUGACGCGAUUUAUCCUAGCCGAGAAUGUGAAUAUGACCACCGAGCAAAAAGAACACCAUCAGCUGGCCGAACUUCUGAAGAACACGGGCUCGGAGCGCAUAUGUCACAGACUGAACCAAAUUCUAAGCAUAGCACAGCAGCUCGAUAUAUUGUACUAGACUAAUCAAUGAUGCUCCCUC